This is a messenger RNA of Cucumis sativus (cucumber), 2279 nucleotides long. Its product is annotated as ALBINO3-like protein 2, chloroplastic. Gene Ontology annotation, biological process: mitochondrial respiratory chain complex IV assembly; protein insertion into mitochondrial inner membrane from matrix. Lineage: Eukaryota; Viridiplantae; Streptophyta; Magnoliopsida; Cucurbitales; Cucurbitaceae. The transcript has 14 exons. The record is from RefSeq and is a predicted model, not a curated record. Bases 76 to 1797 code for a protein of 573 amino acids. Gene Ontology annotation, cellular component: mitochondrial inner membrane. Gene Ontology annotation, molecular function: protein binding; membrane insertase activity.
AAGGAAAUAAAAGCUAUACGAAGUGGGAGAGAGUCAGCAUCCCCUGUUGGUCGGAGUUUGCCCUCCCCGCCGAAAAUGGCAACGUCGAAGCUCUGUACUCACCUUCGCCGUCUUCGUCCAUCUCGUUUUUACUCCAUCUCUUCCCUUUCUUCUCCUCUGCCCUUUCGACUUCACGAAGCUCACACACUCUCAAGCUCUCACCAUCAACCAUUCACCACUCCCUCCCAUCGUUUUGAUCCUCAUAUAAGCUCCCUUAGUGCUUUCACCGCAUUCUCCUCUCGGUCCUUCUGGACUCGUUCAAACGACGAUUCAGAGUUCGACCGGAUUGCCCAUUACGGUGUUGAAUCAAGCCACCUCUCGAACGACGAUACGGGAAUUCAAGACUUGGAACUUGGAGGAGUUGUUGAAGAAGUCAUUGGUGCGACUGCGGUGGAGAAUUCGAUUUUACCAAUUCAGCAACUUACUUCGAUUCUGGAUGGGUUCCAUCAGUAUACCGGUAUGCCCUGGUGGGCAGUUAUUGCUUCAUCAACUUUAGCUCUCAGAUUUACGUUGCUUCCCAUACUCAUUGUUCAACUCAACAAGUUGAAAAGGAUUGGAGAAUUAUUUCCAAAGUUGCCACCUCCACUGCCACCACCUCUUUCGGGACGGAGUUACAUCGACCAAAUUUCUCUUUUCCGAAAAGAAAGAAAGGCAAUUGGAUGCCCCUCAUUUCUGUGGUUCGCUGCAUACUUUUUCAUUCAGGUCCCAUGCUUCCUAUUGUGGAUGGUUACUAUCCGCAAAAUGUCACUUGAUCACUAUCCUGGAUUUGACUAUGGUGGAGCUUUAUGGUUCCAAAAUCUGACAGAGUAUCCACAUGGAGUUUUUGGCCCCAUAUUUCCAUUUUUAAUUGCCAGCUUGCACUUCAUUAAUGUUCAGUUGUCUUUCAGAAAAUCAUCAUUGGAAAAAGAAACUGGCAUAAUUGGGAUUUUAGCAAAAUACUACAAACUCUAUUUGAAUCUACUGACUGUACCACUAUUUUUUAUUGGUUACUGUAUUCCACAGGGUAGUCUAGUUUACUGGGUUACGAAUAGUUCGUUCACUGCAAUUCAGCAAUUAACUCUCCAACAUCCUGCUGUCCGCAGUAAAUUGGGAUUGCCUUCCAGGGAUGCUCCUGUGGGCACUACAACUCUCAGAGAAACCAAUAAUCCAGGCAAAAUACCGUUGGAGACAACCACUAAGUGGAAAAAAAUUUCUGUAGAGAAGCUGUCUCCUAAGGAAUUGCUUGCUCUUUCUGUCCAACUCCUAUCAAAAGGGCAAAAAGAAAAGGCUAUUCCUUUACUGCGACAGGCACUUAACAAGGAACCUGAGUAUGUUCGAGCUUUGGUUGUCAUGGGGCAAACUCUGUUACAAAAUGCACAACCUGCAGAGGCUACUGUAUACUUAGAGCGUGCAAUUUCCAAGUUAUUUCUUUCCGGUCAUCCUACGGAAGUUGAGGGUGUAGAUCUUCUAAUUCUUGCAUCCCAAUGGGCAGGUGUUGCCUUUAUAAGGCAGGGGAAAAUGGUAGAAGGCAUUGCUCACCUAGAAAGAGUUGCUAAUUUGAAAGAGCCAGAAGAACCAAAAAGCAAAGCCCAUUAUUAUGAUGGAUUGGUUCUGCUAGCAAGUGCUCUAUACAAUGAAGGUCGCAAGGCUGAAGCUACCAAAUACUUAAAGUCAGCUGUAGCUUAUAAUCCUGCCUACAAAGAAUACUUGGAUCAAUGCGAGGACGACAAUGAUAAAUUAGUUGGCGAUCUUGUCAGCAGUAGGAGAGGAGAUUAUUGAUCGCUCCCUUUCAAAAACAAGGCCGACUUGCCUUUCAUGUUACUGAUAAGUAAUCCAUCAGAGGAAAUCCACAGUUUAUAUAGGCAUUCGACUGAUUUUUGGUUUGUUACAAGGAUCGUUUGGACAAGUUUCAACAGAACUAAGGUCUCCAAUAAAGGACAAACACUGUAGCUGAUGGCAUCGUAUCUCACAUUUAAUUGGGUAGCUAACUUCCCUGUAGUUUACUUUGAUUCAAGUAAAAUAUUGUUUUAUAGUUAGAAUGAAAUUAAAAAAAAAAAGAAGAGGUCCAUUAAGUAUUGCGAACGAUCAUUGGGAACAAUAUCUUUUAUUGUUAUAUUCUUAUUAAAGUUACAUUUUUUUCCACAAAAAAAAUAAUUAUAUUCUUAUUUCUUAUUGAAGUUUUAGAUGAGAUGUAAACUACAAUUAUGAAAUGUAUGGUGCAUUUAAUAUUCUUAAGCUGACAUGCGUUCAGUUUGAACUUU